CAUUCAUCCAGUGGUUUGUGUGGGAUCCGGUCGCAGCAUCAUCAUCCUCAUCCUCAUCACCAGCGCUCGCCAUGGAAACCCGUCUUCCUCAUUCAGUGAUGUGAUGUGCGCUCGCCGUUUGUCAUCAUCAGUAUCGGCGGUGGCGGACGGAGCGGACAGACAGCAGCGGAUUCUUCUCUAGAGGAUGUACCGUGUUACCGGAGGGAAACGGCGGAGAGUCUUUCCGGGGGCCCUUCCGUGAGAAACGAACGAGACGCGGAUUUUGGACUCGAUCUGUGCGAAUGACACAAAGCGCUGGGAGGAUUUCGCUGUAUUUGUGGAGCGCUCCAGAAUGUCCGUCCCAUCUCACACGAUGCUGAGCAUGUAAAGAUCCGGACUGAGGGGUCGCCCUCCAGGGCCAUCAUCUCUCUUCAUCUGGGAUCAUGUUCUAGAGCCGACCCUGUGCAGCAACCAUGAAAGGCUUAGGGGCCAACCGUAGCCGCCAUCUGUCCGACACCUGCGACCCCACCGCGGGCCCCCAGGAGCCCCUGUUUCCCUUGGCCCCAGACCCCCACGCCGCCUUCCUCCUGAGCCCCACUGUCAACCACUACGCCACUCUAGAUCCUCACCUCCAUCAUUUUCCUGUUUCCACCCCGACGACGCUGCAGUCGGACUGCCUGCUGCCCUUCAACAACCAGCUGACCCCCAGCAGCACCUUCCCUCGCCUCCAUUACACCAACCAGCCGGAGCAGAGCGACUACACACAGCAGGCUUGUGUGGCUCAGACGGGCAAUCGCUCCGGUACGCUCACAUCCUCCAUGUCCAUGGGCAUGGGUUUGGGUCUGGGACUGGGCGCUCCUGCCAUGAUCAGCAGCGGCACGGCCACCAUCUCAUCCGCGGCUGCUGCCAAGAUGAACCGUCUCCCGGCCAACCUGCUGGACCAGCUGGAGCGCCACCUACCGCUGCAGCACGACGGCUUCAGCACGCUGCAGUUCCACCGGCGCAGCCACGGCUCCAAGCAGCGCAGUGAGAGUCCCAGCCGCAUUCGCAACCUGGUGCAGUCCGUCCAGAAGCUCUUCGCCAAGUCCCAGUCCCUGGAGGUGUCGGCGGUCAAAGGGAGCAUCACCGCGGGCCCAGCCGGAGACGUGACUAAAGCGGCCCGCCGCAGCAAAAGCAAAGACCGCGCUAAGACCGAAGGCACCAAACGCCACCCGCGGCCCAAUCUCUCAGGCUUUUGGAGCUCGGAUGACUGUUUGGAGGACGAGGCGCCAGCUCAGCCCGCCGCUGGGCCAUUAGCCAUGGCGUAUCGAAACCCUCUCAGCAUGAUGACGCUGGGCAGGGCCGUGUCGGACAGUCAGGCGGCUCCCAGACCGCAUCCGCAGGGCUACAACACCAUCGCGGCUCAUUCGCUGAAAUCCUCCAAGAGCAGCGGAGACCUCAAGCCCACCGUCAGCCUGCCGCCCUCCACGGGCCAGAUGGGGGAGAACACACUGGUCAAGAGGGGCUCGUGGUCCACACUGACCCUCAGUCAGGCCCGACAGGUGUUGCAGAAGGGAUCCGCCACCGUCAACCGCAGCCUGCUCAAGUCCAAGUCCUGCCACGGCCAGGAGAUGACCUGCAACUUCCUACAGGCCCGACAGGGGUUGCAGAAGGGAUCCGCCACCGUCAACCGCAGCCUGCUCAAGUCCAAGUCCUGCCACGGCCAGGAGAUGACCUGCAACUUCCUACAGGGCUACAACACCAUCGCGGCUCAUUCGCUGAAAUCCUCCAAGAGCAGCGGAGACCUCAAGCCCACCGUCAGCCUGCCGCCCUCCACGGGCCAGAUGGGGGAGAACACACUGGUCAAGAGGGGCUCGUGGUCCACACUGACCCUCAGUCAGGCCCGACAGGUGUUGCAGAAGGGAUCCGCCACCGUCAACCGCAGCCUGCUCAAGUCCAAGUCCUGCCACGGCCAGGAGAUGACCUGCAACUUCCUACAGGUGCCUGCGGGUGAAUGGAGCGGGACGCUGGGUAAGGGAGGCGGCGGUGCGGGCGACAUCCCGUGCAGACGGAUGCGUAGUGGCAGUUACGUUAAAGCCAUGGGAGACAUGGAGGACAGCGAUGACUCGGACGAACCCCCUUCACCCAAACCCUCGCCCAAAACCGCCGCCAGACGCCAGAGUUACCUGAAGGCCACACAGCGCUCGCUCAGUGAACAGCAGCCGCCGCUGCUACCGCCGCGCAACUGUAUGCCGUCUCUAUGCGAGGUCUCCACCAAUCGCAGCCUGGAUAACCUGGACUGUCUGAUGGGAGCGGAUGAGGCGGGUCUGCAGCACUGGGAUGCUGAUGGGGGAUUCGGUCAGCGCUGCUCUACACUGGGACGAGGCUCCACCAUGGGCCAGGUGGAGCAGGGCUACCGGAGCAGCGCGGCGUACCGUCAGCUGGACUCUCAGGCGCUGGAGGCAUUGGAUCUGCCCACACCCACCUGCUUCCGCUCCCGGAGCCACAGUUACCUGCGCGCCAUCCAGGCCGGCUGCUCUCAAGACGACGAUACGGGCUCCGUGGACUCCGACGAGACGCCACCUAUAACCUCAUCCAUCAGCAGCUACAGCAGCGCCACCGUCUCCACGUGUACGGCCGUCUGUAAGAAGAAUCCUCCGCCUAUUCCUCCUCGAACCACCUUCAAACCCUACAUCGCAGUGACGGUCCAGAGCAGCACCGAAUCGGCCCAGGACACAUACCUGGACAGCCAGGACCAGCGCAGCGAGAUCAACAGCCAAUCAGGACGCAGCAACUCCUCCGACAGCAUCGCCAGCUCUCGGACAGGGAGUCUGGUCAAGUGUGCCAAGCGGCAGCCCAUCCUGCCCCCCAUCCCUGCCCCACGGGAACCCGUGCCCCUGCCCAGCGCCAGAGUGACCACGCCUCCUCCCGCCAUUGUCCCGCCCUCUCCUGCCCCAGACACCAAAAACGAGCCUGCAAGCCUCACAGUGGCUCCCAACAAACCGCAAGCCCCGCCCAAAAGAAAACUCUCCUCCAUUGGCAUUCAGGUGGAUUGUGUGCAGCCGAUUCUGAAAGAGGAACAAACUCCCACCACCAGGUUCCAGUCCAUCGGGGUUCAGGUUGAAGACGGCAGACCACUCAGUCGCUUCACUAGCAUGGCGUCUAGACAGGAGACGACAGAGGCUGAAUCUCAGGAGCAGUCCGACAGUAAACCCUCGCAGAAUAAGACGCCCCACCAGAGUCUGGACUGGGGCAGCGUUCUCAAACCCUCGCUGCAGGAGAAACUGGACCCGGCGCUGGACCCGUCCUCCCUCCCGCCGCCCGACCCAUCUCUGCAGGCCGGGAGCGUGAACGGGGCCGUGGAGCAGCCCGGGGGUGCGGCGUGCCUCAGGGACGGGUGCUGGUUCCAGAAGCUUCUGCAGGCCGAGACCGAGCGCAUGGAGGCCUGGUGUCAGCAGAUGGACCAAGAGACCAAAGACAAACCGCUGUCAGAGGAGGUUUUGGGGAAGGUCCGCAGUGCCGUCGGCAGCGCUCAGCUCUUGAUGUCUCAGAAGUUCCAGCAGUUUCUGGGUCUCUGUGAGCAGAACCUGGAUGCGAGUGCUCAGCCGCGGCCCACAGCGCAGGAUCUGGCCGGGUUCUGGGAUCUGCUGCAGCUCUCCAUCGAGGACAUCAGCAUGAAGUUUGACGAGCUCCACCUCCUCAGGUCCAACGACUGGAAGAUGUCUGAGACCCAGGACAAAAAGGAGGAGAAGAUGUCCGCUCCAUCCCACACACCAAAGAAGACGGUAAAGGUCAAAACCUCGGGUGGGAAGGAGAAAAGCAGCGACUCGGUGGCUGACAAGCAGCGUCAGGAGGCCAGGAAGCGACUGAUGGCGGCCAAGCGAGCGGUUUCCGAACGACAGAACUCCGCCACCGAGAGCGCCGAAAGCAUCGAGAUCUACGUCCCCGAGGCUCAGACGCGACUCUAACAAAGCCCAAAAUAACAAACUCCUCACGAGCAGACACUGUCUAGCGCUCGCGGACACACGCACCGUACGCAGCGCACCGGGGUCGGAAACCACAAGCAAAAAAUACGAAAUAGAAAGAUCAAAAAACUGAAUUGGAACGCUAGCGUGUCACCGCUGCCAGAGAAGAACCUCCCCUCGACGUUAAUUUCUAUGGUUACCCUUAUAAAUGUUAUAAAAGUGAAUUAUCUCAUGGAAAUAUAUCAAGACUUUGUCUGUAAAUUGUGCUAAUAUCUCUGAUGGAAAGACCUUCGUUGAGAUCUCAGACCCUUUACACGCUUCACACGUCACAUGACCCACGGACGCCCCUCCCACAGCAUGCACUCAGGAUCCCGCACGUGUGCACUUGUCUUUCAUCAGCGCAGUCUUCCUGCUCUCACAGACACCUUUUGAGUUCCUUUUCCCACCAGUUUUUGGCGCACGGCUGCGUGACUUUACGGCUCGAAUGGAAAUCUGCAGAAAUGUUUGGACGGUACAGCGGAUACUGAAGUGGUAGAAUAGCACAGCGGAUUUUAGCACUCCACUAGUUCUGUUUGAUUCACUCCAGUAAAACCGAACACAGAAACCCAUCCAGCUUGGUUUAUUUUCACGUAAAGGCGCACGGAGCACGACCCAUCUGUCAGUUUCUGGUUAUUUAAUAGGGUUAAAACAUGACCACUCCACUUUGUUUUUAUGAUGAAUGUUUUAAAAACUCAAUGACAAGGUCCAGAUUUUUACUUGGGCCAACAGUCUGUUUUGUAAUAUUAUUAUUAUUAUGAUUUUUAAUGCUUUUAGUUGUGUUUUUGUUGUCCAGUCAUUCCAUUUGUUUCCAGCACACGUACGAACCGUGUGUCUGUGUGUGACCAAUCAGAGCCCGUCAUUUGUGAUCGAAGAUGUUUUUUUUUUUUGGUUAGAUAUUAAAAACUACCUUUACCCAGAACUUGCUGAUUUGGAAAAGUUGUUUCAGAUUUUCACACGUCGGGCCCAGAAGUGUCAGUACUUCCACAAAUGCUUUGCUGCUAGUUAUCUGUGCAUAUUAAACUAGCUUAGAAAGAUCUGAACACGCUUCACCAUCACUGCCGGUCUCUUCAUGUGCCAAUUACACUGAAGCCAAAGGAGGAAAAUGACGUUUAAAUGACGAAGGAAAUGGAGAUUUGAUGCCACUUUUAUUAACGGUUCAUUCAUUUUUCAGAGUUUGUAUUCCAUUGUAAGCAUUAAAGGAAUAUAGUUCAUCCAAAAAGGAAAAUUUGCUAGAAAUGUCCUCGCCCUCAGUCCAUCCAAGAUGU
Messenger RNA from Sinocyclocheilus grahami, 5227 nucleotides. Its product is annotated as disks large-associated protein 4-like. Gene Ontology annotation, cellular component: postsynaptic specialization; glutamatergic synapse. The transcript is spliced from 15 exons. The record is from RefSeq and is a predicted model, not a curated record. Bases 453 to 3926 code for a protein of 1157 amino acids. NCBI's taxonomy places the organism in Eukaryota, Metazoa, Chordata, Actinopteri, Cypriniformes, Cyprinidae. Gene Ontology annotation, biological process: signaling. Gene Ontology annotation, molecular function: molecular adaptor activity.